This is a messenger RNA of Paralichthys olivaceus (Japanese flounder), 1325 nucleotides long. It is a transcript of the gene snx10a, whose product is annotated as sorting nexin 10a. NCBI's taxonomy places the organism in Eukaryota, Metazoa, Chordata, Actinopteri, Pleuronectiformes, Paralichthyidae. The record is from RefSeq and is a predicted model, not a curated record. Gene Ontology annotation, cellular component: endosome. Gene Ontology annotation, molecular function: phosphatidylinositol phosphate binding. Gene Ontology annotation, biological process: intracellular protein transport; vesicle organization; cilium assembly.
CCAUUUAAACUGAUGAAGAACAGGCCUCGAGGCUGCGCGGCACGUUUCUCCCACGCGGGACGUCAGACCGUUGUCUGUCUGCGUAGAAACAUUGAUCAGUAAUAUUCAUGCAACCAUAUUUAUUUCAACACCACAGUUUUAUUCCGAGUGUGUUUUAUUGCGCCGUGACGUGCAGCGGAGGUCACAGUGAGUCCGUGCAGCUCAGUCCACACCAGGCCGAGCUGAGACCGAGGAGCCCCCGCUCCGGAUCACUGAGCUCCGGAGGUCACAGGAGGGGGAAGGUGUGUGAACCCAUAAUGGACAGUAUGCUAGAGAAUCUCUCAAAAACUGAGUUUGUCAGCAUUUGUGUUCGAGAUCCAAUGCUCCAUAAAGACAACCUAUGGCACACGCACGUAGACUACGAGAUCUGUUUACAUACAAAUAGCAUGUGCUUUCGAAAGAAGACCUCCUGUGUGAGACGGCGUUACAGUGAAUUUGUUUGGCUGCGUCAUUGCCUGGAACAAAAUGCUCUGACCAUAGAAGUACCAAAGUUGCCACCGUGGAAUCCUUUCUUCAGUCUGAAGAACACAGAACAGGUGUCACAGAGAAUGAAUGGCCUACAAGAGUUUUUGGAAAACGUUCUUCACACACCAUUAUUGUUAUCAGACAGUCGGCUCCAUCUGUUCCUCCAGUCGGACCUCCGCAUCACAAAGAUCGAAAGGUGUGCCCUCGGUAAGACUAGGUACACAGUGGCUGAAGCCAUACAGUGUUCCAACAGGCAUUACAUCGGUAGAUUAGAGGUCAAGGGCUCCUGUGACUCUGACUGCGAAAGCACUUCGUCGUCAGGUUUGGGACGAAGUGUGGACACUACAUCGGGACAUAGCCUAGUCCCCUUCCUCGGGUCCUGACCGACCCAGAGCUUUUUAUGACUGAAUCCACGUGGUGGGCAUUCUGAAAAACAGCUGAUACACUGCCAGUCGUACUUCCACAAUCAAUGUACAAACCUGUUUGUGACUCUGUUGAUUUAUUGAUUCCCCUUAUACGAUUGUUUUAAUCAUUUGGUUUAUUUUUCUCUUAAAACAGUACAUUGUUCAUUAUAUUCAUUAUAUAAUUGUACAUUUGAAUUUGUUAAUGUGUAUUUGAAAAAAAUAUUCAUGUUUUUAAAGAAAGUAUUGUAUAUUUGUUACGGUGACUUCUUAAAUAUUUCCUAUGUAUAUAUUUUUAUCAGCACUGAAGCUUUACUGUAGCGAGCAAAGGAUGUUUUGAAUUGCAGACAGGUUUUUUUAGUAAAAUAUUUGAGAACUUUUAUGAUUUGUUAUUGGAUAAAUAAACUUUUUGAGGAAAAA